Messenger RNA from Fibroporia radiculosa, 660 nucleotides. RefSeq lists its product as uncharacterized. The coding region runs from base 1 to 660 and encodes 219 amino acids. The transcript has 13 exons. NCBI's taxonomy places the organism in Eukaryota, Fungi, Basidiomycota, Agaricomycetes, Polyporales, Fibroporiaceae. The record is from RefSeq and is a predicted model, not a curated record.
AUGACGGACACUGCAAAUAUGACAAUAAGUGCUGCCCAGCUUGUGUAUUAUGCCCAGUUUGUAGAUGGACCUGCAUUAGCAGGGGUCUUCAUGAAUAUCAUGCUUUAUGGUGUUAUGAUUACCCAAAUCUUCUUCUAUUAUACAACUUAUACCAGAGACAAUGUCUGGUUGAAGUACUAUAUAUACAACACUCUGAUCAAUAAUUUUGGCAAUGUAAAUGCAAUCUUGUAUGCCAACUGGUUGUUUGAAACAGAGGAAGUGCUAGCUGGGUUUAUUGGAUGGAUGGUUCAGAUGUUCUAUGCUUGGAGACUCUAUGUGCUUACUAGGAAAAAGUGGCUUGUCAUUGUAAUCAUGAUUUUAGCAUCUGGUUCAUGCUUAGCUGCAAUAGGAACUGCAAUCAACAUUGCACUGAAACCAUUCAUACCAAAUUUCUAUAAGUAUGAGGCAAUUGUUCUGAUAUGGCUGUCUCUAGCAGCUGUUACAGAUCUCAUCAUUGCUGUGUCUCUGGUGUGGUUUCUACGACAAAUGCAUUCAGACUAUUCAACAACAAGCACAAUUAUUAAUCAGAUUGUUCAAAUUACUUUGUCUAAUGGCCUCUUGACUGCAGGUUUUGCACUGGCUGAUAUUAUUGCUUUUAAGGCCUCAGUAUGUCUAUUCUAA